AUGGCAUCUAGCAUGGGCGAAGCAGACUCCAAAUUCCCAACCUCGGGAAACUCAGACGCCAUCCCACCCUCUCCAACACGCGAAAACCCCGCAGCCGUCUACCCAAAAUCCGACCCCUCCCCCGCCCCACGCGGCACGAUCCCCGGCACAGGCCCACCCUCCCACCCCCGACACACCUCCUCCUCGCGCUCCUCCCCGCUCGGCAACCCCUUUCUCCUCCGUUCUGUGCUCGAUGAUCUCGAUGCGUCUUUAGGACGGGCUAUUGAUGCUGUGCGGAGUGAGGGGUAUUCGCCUGGGGUCUCCAACGGUGCGAAUGAAAAUGGCGGUGGUGGUGGAAAUGGAAGUGCGUUGAGCAUGUUCGAACAAUGGCGCACCGAACUCGACAGGCUCCGAGCGGGCGAUAGACCCGUUCCUUCAAGCUCGAAUGUUCCUCCGAAUAUUAAUGUCGGCGCUGGUGUGGGGACGGGGGAGGGGGUUGUGAGAGGGAGGAGCACUACGACGAGACCGGAGCACGAUCCGAGUUCGGCGGAGAGUGGUGGGAUGUUCGUGGAUUGAUUGAUGAUUGAGGUUAGGAAGGUUGGAGGGGUGAGGGGGAGGAAGAUCGGGAUGGGAAGGUGAGGAAAGGGACAGGGAGAGAGAGAGAGAGAGGAUAUUGGACUUGCAUCAGAUUCAUAGACGGAUAUGCGCGAAGUGUAGUAUGUAGUAGUGACUUACAAUGAACUUUGUACUUCUAGUAUCGAAUGC
Stereum hirsutum FP-91666 SS1 is the source of this 744-nucleotide messenger RNA. RefSeq lists its product as uncharacterized. Bases 1 to 555 code for a protein of 184 amino acids. The transcript is spliced from 4 exons. Lineage: Eukaryota; Fungi; Basidiomycota; Agaricomycetes; Russulales; Stereaceae. The record is from RefSeq and is a predicted model, not a curated record.